AUGAACGAGUCGUUGAUCUUCGACACGAUAUCACCGGUGAGACCGCUGUCCAUGUGUUUGGUGUGGAAGCGUCCAAAUCAUGUGUUGUUUCAAACGGCAAAUGUCUUCCUCCUGAUGGCCUAUUUGGCCACAAACAGUGUCUUCGGUGUCCUAUACCUGCGCUCGUGUCUCACCAUUGGGUGUCUAUUCCUGUCUCUCUGGGGUUGGAUAGUGUUGUGUGAAUCAGAUAUCAUUGUCUGGAAUGUCAUCUUCACAGCGAUUAACGCCAUUCAUGUCAUUUGUAUUGUUUGGAAAUUACACCCAUUUAUUAGGUUUCCACACGACGUUGAGAUGGUCUACAGAAAUCUGUUCCAACCGUUAAGAGUAUCGCGAAAUGCAUUUAAAACGAUAUACUUCUGUACGCGAGAGAUCCAGACACUCAAGUCUAAUGAUAUCUAUGCCAUCGAAGGCCGCACUCGAGUCGAUAGACUGACACUGUUAUUGUCGGGUCGGGUGUCCAUCAUAAGGGGCGGCCGCACUCGAGUCGAUAGACUGACACUGUUAUUGUCGGGACGGGUGUCCAUCAUAAGGGGCGGUCAGACUCUUCAUAUUAUAGACAGCCAUCAGUUCCUGGACUCUCCCGAAUGGUUUGGCGUCGGCUCUCAUGAGACAUAUCAGGUGUCAAUCGUGGCUUUAGAGGAAUCUCGACUCUUGGUCUGGAAUAGGGAUAAACUCAAACUCUCCAUCUCUUGUGAUCCAUACCUUCAGACACUUCUGGACAACAUUUUGGGCAAAGAUGUGGUCAAAAAGUUGCUGUUAGUCUCUGAUUCUGUUAGCAAUCAACAGACGGGUGCCGGCGAACGGACCAAACUUAUUAUACCCACACAUCGAGCUAUGGACCAACUUAUCAAAAGAAGUCCAAUCAAUAGCAAUGGUUUACUGCCAUCGCAUUACUCGCGAAACGGCCACCAAUUGAGUGGUAAUGGUGUGAACGGUGUGUCGACCUCGAGGUCUAUAUUGCGGAUCCGCGAGAAGUAUGUGUUGGUUGUAGUGAUCAUAAUCUUCAUAGCGUUUAGUCUGAUAGGAGUGGCCUUUUUGCCCGAACUUAAGGCCAGUAAUGUCUAUAAGUAUAUCAAACCGGCCGACAGUUUAGGGCCCGACCUCUUGGGGUUAGUGCCGCCGCUCGAGUCGUCGCAUCCCAUCUCUGGUCACGACUCGCACACCGCCAGAGCCAAGAUUGAGGACAAACAACGGCUGAGGCUUAAAAUCAAUGAACAAAUUAAUUAUAAUUUAAGUCAAUUGAGUGCUGUUUUGCCAAAACCUAAUGACAAUGGUUUGGCACCUGAUGUCACACUCAAGACCAGCGAUUCCGACGAUAAUUGGACACCACUAGUGCUUCCCAGUGGUGACGAUCCCGACCCCGAAGUGAGACGCAAACGGGAUUUCAUUAAAGAGAUGACGAGAGAGGCGUGGAUUCACUACAAGACGUACGCCUGGGGUGAGAACGAGUUGAGGCCCAUCUCCAAGAAGGGACACUCGGCCGGCAUUUUUGGCACAACUAAAUUAGACAACACUAAUUGCAGUGAAAUGUCAUUUAAAUUACAGUCAAAGUCAUUGAAAAGCAAUUCAUCGCUGAACCACUCGAGGGGUCAUUUAACCGGUGGUCAACACAUCCAACACAUCCAACAACUCAGUCAAUCGGUGACCAAAUGUAUCGCACAGGACCUGUCGCUCCUGAGGCCACACAUCCAAUGGACACCAAUGUCUCAUCCGAUGCCAGAGAUGACAAAAAACGCCAAAAACCAGACCAUAACUGAAGAACAAUUGCUGUCAGAUAUGAGUGAAAUGGACACCAAAUUGGAUCAAUUGAAAGGUGUCAUCGAAGACGAAGCCAUUCCCGUAAAUGAUAUGCAUUUUGAGUCAUUGAGCGAUGAAUGUAAUGAACUGAAGACAUCGCUUCCCACUUUCCGACGAGUGGUCAACACUUUUAUUGAUAAAUACGAGAACCAAUCGCGCGAUGAAAGC
Messenger RNA from Medioppia subpectinata, 2004 nucleotides. Lineage: Eukaryota; Metazoa; Arthropoda; Arachnida; Sarcoptiformes; Oppiidae. The record is from the annotation of a GenBank genome assembly.